GCAUAUGCAGACGUAUAUAUAUAUUUAGAGAGAGAGAGAGAGAGAGAGAGAGAGAGAGAGAGAGAGAGAGAGAGAGAUGGGGAGCUUGGAACAAGUUAAUGGGGAAAGCAACCCCAUGGCAGCUUUUGAUGUGAAGAAGGAGACUCCAACCAACAACACGCUUGAAGGCUUUGAUCUUGAAAAUCAAAAGCAACAGAAACCUGCAUGGAGAACCUUUUUUUCAUACGUCGGCCCUGGAUUCCUCGUGUCGAUGGCUUAUAUUGACCCCGGCAAUUUGGAAACUGACUUGCAAGCCGGAGCUAACAAUGGAUUCGAGCUACUCUGGGUGAUCCUUCUCGGGAUGAUCUUCGCCCUCAUAAUUCAAUCGCUUGCUGCAAAUCUUGGCGUAAGCACUGGAAAACACCUAUCGGAAUUAUGCAAGGCCGAGUACCCUAUAUUUGUGAAGUAUUGCCUCUGGCUGUUGGCAGAAGCAGCCGUCAUAGCAGCCGAUAUUCCUGAAGUUAUUGGGACAGCAUUUGGCUUAAAUAUAUUGUUUCACAUACCAGUCUGGGCAGGAGUCCUUCUCACCGGUUUGAGCACUCUCCUACUGAUUGGCCUUCAGAGAUAUGGGAUUAGAAAGCUGGAAUUGUUCGUAGCAAUUAUGGUGUUCAUAAUGGCUUCAUGUUUCUUCGGGGAAAUGGCUUUUGUGAAGCCUCCUGCUGCUGAUUUGUUUAAGGGACUGUUUAUUCCUAAGCUCAGUGGCCAAACUGCCACCGGAGAUGCCAUUGCCUUAAUUGGCGCCCUUAUUAUGCCCCAUAACCUCUUUCUCCACUCAGCUCUGGUGCUCUCCAGGAAGAUACCAAAUUCUGUCCGUGGCAUAAAGGAAGUUUGUCGGUUCUACUUGAUGGAGACGGGUUUUGCCUUGUUUGUGGCAUUAUUGAUAAAUAUUGCAGUCACCUCAGUAUCAGCAACUGUUUGUUCAGACCCAAGCCUCUCGAGUCAAUGCAAUAACGUCACUCUAAACUCUGCCUCUUUCCUUCUACAGAAUGUGCUUAAGAAAUCAAGUUCAACCAUUUACGGCAUCGCGUUGCUAGCUUCGGGACAAAGUUCAUCUAUCACAUGCACCUAUGCUGGACAAUUUAUCAUGCAGGGUUUCUUGGAUCUGAAAAUGAAGAGAUGGCAAAGAAACCUUAUGACAAGGACCAUUUCCAUUGCACCAAGUCUAAUAGCCUCGCUAGUCGGUGGACCUGCUGCAGCUGGCAAUUUAAUCAUAAUUUCAUCGAUGAUACUAUCAUUUGAACUUCCAUUUUCUCUGAUUCCACUCCUUAAAUUCAGUAGCAGUACCAGCAAGAUGGGACCGUAUAAGAGCUCAAUAUAUAUUAUCGUGAUCUCGUGGAUCAUGGGGCUAGCAAUCAUUGGCGCAAACAUUUACUACCUCAGCACAUCGUUCGUUGGGUGGAUGAUUCACAGCACUCUGCCGAAAGCCGCAACCAUUUUCAUCGCGAUCAUAGUGUUUCCAAUGAUGGUCAUCUACGUAGCCUCCGUGAUUUACUUGAUGUGGCGUAAAGACACGGCUGUGACAUACAUCGACACAACGAAGAACGACCCGACCGUUCACUCCAGCACGGAGGACGGGGAAGACUCCAGUGUUCCUUACAGGGAGGAUUUGGCUGAUAUCCCACUCCCUGAGUAAGGUUCAGAGUGGUGCCAAGAAUAUCUUCUAUUUCUCAAGUGUGAAGCCCUCAAAAAAUUGAAUUUUAAGGCCUCGUUUGGUUCUUCUGGAAAGGAGACUUGAAACCAGUGUCUUCUGGAUCGCAAUUAAGGGAGCAAGUCUAGUUUGUACCAUAUGUUGAAUGUUGCUUAACGUUUCUGUAUCAAUCGUUUCCAUGUAUGCUGAGCAAAAAAAUCAAAAUCAAAAUCAUUUCCAUAUAUGUAUAUAAUAAAUGUGUUUUGGUGCAA
This is a messenger RNA of Rhododendron vialii, 1938 nucleotides long. Its product is annotated as metal transporter Nramp7.2-like. Gene Ontology annotation, cellular component: membrane. The record is from RefSeq and is a predicted model, not a curated record. Bases 77 to 1672 code for a protein of 531 amino acids. Gene Ontology annotation, biological process: metal ion transport. The transcript has 13 exons. NCBI's taxonomy places the organism in Eukaryota, Viridiplantae, Streptophyta, Magnoliopsida, Ericales, Ericaceae. Gene Ontology annotation, molecular function: manganese ion transmembrane transporter activity; cadmium ion transmembrane transporter activity.